AUGAGUUCUUUGGUAGGCCGAUGUGCGCAUUUGGUUUUGAACGACGAAUGGGUUCUCUGGGAGGCUAUGACCGAGGACAAGACAAAGGGUAAUCCGCACAAGGAGCUGAUUCCCUGCCCUUGCAAGGGCUUUACCAAAGAGGCACCCAAAAAGGGAAAUUCGUCCCCCUUUUCAACUUCAAGAUUCGUUAAGAAAAUCAUCGCGGUAGGAACAGCGAAGCCUGGAAGGAUGGCAUCGUUUGUGUGGCAAAUACUCGGAUGGGGACCCAGCCGGGUCCCGCCGGCAAGAGACCCAACAGACGAGGUCCUCCCUUGCCACACUUGGGAUGAUUCCAAAAUGCUCCGGUCAUUCACGGUUAUGUGGAUGUUCCGCUUCGAGGAUGUCUUGGACCCGGACAUGCUCCAUGCGGCACUGGCGGAACUGUUUGAGAUGGACGGCUGGAGACGCCUUGGUGGAAGGCUCAGACUGAGACCAGACGGCAAGGGAGAAGUCCAUAUUCCGAAGAAGUUCACGCCGGAGCGGCCCGCCGUCUACUACACCAAGGCGCACCACGCCAUGCGCAUGUCCGACCACCCGGAGGCCGCCAAGCUCCCCGCCGCAGGGUCUCGCCCGGCAACCUUCCCCAACGCCCGGCAAUACGCCAGCCUCAGCGUCGGGCCUGGCGCUCCCCAGUGCAUCGAGGACUUCUUCUACUCGGACCUGCCGCAGUACGCCCUCCACGUAGUCACCUUUGAGGACGGGACACUCGUCACGGUGAGCCACAAUCACGCGACGAGCGAUAUGGGCGGUCUGUCCACUAUCAUGUCCGCCUGGAGUCUGGUCCUCGCCGGCAAGAAGGACAGCGUGCCGCCGCUCGCUGGAUGGGAUAGCGACCCCAUGGCUGCCAUCUACAAAGCCGAGCUGACAGACGGGGUGCCUCUCGAGAGGGCGCAUAUCGAAGACAAGCUUCUCACGGGGUGGCGUCUGGCCGUCUUUGGCAUCCGGUUCCUGUGGGAGUCUACCUUUGCGAACCACGAAUCGCGCAUCCUCUGCAUCCCUCGGAAGGUCAUUGAUGCGCUUAUGGCACAGACGCGGGGCCAGCUGCCCCAGUCGGUCGACUCCGAAACUUCGGAAAAGCCAUUCGUCAGCGAGAACGACGUAAUUGUAGCGCUGAUGCAGCAAGUCUACGCAAUGGCGCACCCCGCCGGGUCGCAGCGCACCAUCGCCAUCCUCAUGGCCGUGGAUCCUCGUGGCCGGGUCGGGUCGGCUCUCCGUCCGGACACUGCGUACGUACAGAACGCUCCGUGCGGCGCCUUCGUCAAGUGCGCCGCAGCAGACGCUCAGACCAUGACUCUUGGUGAGCUAGCUUCGCGGUGCAGGAGCGACGUCGUUGCGCAGACUACCGAGGCCCAGAUCAAGGCCAACGCAAACCUCGUUUACAGGAGCCUGUUGGCGAGCGGGACUCAGCCCAUCGUCGGCGACUGCACGAUGGAGUUUACCAGCAUGUCGAACUGGUCCAGGGGCAAGCUGUUGGAGAAGACAGAUUUUGGGCCCGCGGUCGUCACUCCAGGGAAAGGUUUGACACCCGGGAAGCCUGUAUAUUUCCAGGCGCAAAGCAUCGAACCGAAGAAUCCUCUGUCCAUGACUGUUUGUAUCAUCAACGGCAGAGAUGUGAACGGCGACUUGUGGAUGAGCUGUGAUCUGAAACCCCAUGUUUGGACUCUUCUGAUGGACCACUUGGGCAAGAUCGAUGAAAGUGGAUGA
Molecule: messenger RNA, 1743 nt
Organism: Thyridium curvatum
Lineage: Eukaryota; Fungi; Ascomycota; Sordariomycetes; Thyridiales; Thyridiaceae
Exons: 3
Coding region: 1-1743 (580 amino acids)
Source: RefSeq, a predicted model, not a curated record